AUGUCAGUUCCCAUCCGUGCUGAUGUAUUGGGUGGUAAAAAGAAGUCAUCGUCUAGAGGACACCAUAGAUUCGUGGGAGUUAGGCAAAGACCAUCAGGGAGGUGGGUGGCUGAGAUCAAAGACUCUUUGCAAAAAGUCAGGCUUUGGCUUGGAACUUUUGAUACCGCCGAGGAAGCAGCUCGAGCUUACGACGACGCUGCUCGGGCGUUGCGUGGGGCUAAUGCCCGUACCAACUUCGAACUAGCUGGUCCUCAGUUGGCUUCUAGCUCGUCUACCAACCGCUUUUCAUUUGAUAAACUUCAGCCUUUCUCGUUUGAAGAAGCCUGUGGGAAGGGAGGAAGUGAUGAUGGUGAUGGGUUUAUUGGUGCACUCAAGGCCAAGUUGCUUGAUGGUAAAGGGCUUAAAGUCCUUUCACUUGCUAAUCCUGCUGUGGUUCCUCCUCCUCAAAGAAUUGGAAACAUGAACCUCGUUCAGGGUCCUACCAGCAAGCCUGAUGGUGAAGUUGCAGUAGGUCAUAUUGAGGCACAAUGGCAUCAACCUGUUCAAAGCCAAACACCAUCUAUGACAAGCAAGAUUUGGUCCAAUGAACCUUCAUUUGAAGCUGCAACAUGGGGUGCACAGAUGAACCAAGUCCCUCCCAAUGGCUUGUUCGAUAUCUCUACUUUAACUGCUGCUACAUCAACAUGGCCACUACCAGGGACAGCUGUAUCGACGAUGGACUUGUCGUUUCCAAACCAGUGCCAAAUAGAGUUGCCGGUGAACAUGCCGAUUUCCCAAAUCAAUGGAACAACGACGGAAGGUGUUUGGUCAUCGGAACAGCAGUUUCUUCAAUGUGACAAUGACACAUUGAGUGGUCCUAUUGGCUCUUGGGGGGAUCCCUACUUGUAUGUUUCCUCUGUGCUUGAUUGA
Molecule: messenger RNA, 909 nt
Organism: Gossypium arboreum
Lineage: Eukaryota; Viridiplantae; Streptophyta; Magnoliopsida; Malvales; Malvaceae
Exons: 1
Coding region: 1-909 (302 amino acids)
Biological process (GO): regulation of DNA-templated transcription
Molecular function (GO): DNA binding; DNA-binding transcription factor activity
Source: RefSeq, a predicted model, not a curated record